Messenger RNA from Paramecium primaurelia, 3965 nucleotides. The record is from the annotation of a GenBank genome assembly. Lineage: Eukaryota; Ciliophora; Oligohymenophorea; Peniculida; Parameciidae.
AUGGGUGUUCCUAAUUUCUAUUCAUGGCUAAUGAAAAGAUAUCCUCUAUGUCUAUAUGAACACACAAGAGCAUAAAGAGUUGAUUAUUUUUAUUUAGAUAUGAAUUAAAUCAUUUAUAAGUGUGCAACUGAUCCUACUGUGUUAUUCAAAGAUCAAUUAAGAGAAAGAGAUUUUGAUGAUGUUUGGGUUUCAAUAAUAAACUAUUUGGAUAUGAUCAUUAAUUUAGUUAAUCCUUAAUAAUUACUAUUUUUAGCAUUUGAUGGAGUUGCACCACGUGCUAAAAUGAAUUAAUAGCGUCAAAGACGGUUUCAAUCAUAAAAGAGAUAUAAGUAUUUAAGUGCUCAUCUUCAAUAAAUUGGUUUAUUUCAAAAGAAUGAAACUUAUAAAAAUAAUCAAUUCAGUCCUGGUACUGAAUUUAUGACUCAAUUGUAUUAUAUAUUCAAAUAUUAAGAAAUCAAUAGAUAAAAUUUUAUAUAGAGAGAAAAUAUUAUGAAGAUCCAAAAUUCAAAAAUCUAAAAAUCAUUUUCUCUGGAUGUGAUGUACCAGGAGAAGGUGAACAUAAACUACUUAGUUUUAUUCGUAAUCUUUAAUGCGAUCCUAAUAGUGUUCAUAUGAUUUAUGGAGCAGAUGCAGAUUUAAUUAUGUUAGGUUUACUUACUUAAUUGAAAAAUGUUCUCAUUAUUAGAGAAGAUCUUAAAUUCAAAUAAGUUGCUAGUGCUGCUGCAAAUAGAAUUGUUAAAAUUCCUGAAUUUCUAAUUAUCAAUAUUUCUAUUGUAAGAGAAUAUUUGGAUCUAGAAUUUGCAGUCUUAAAAGAUAAAAUGAAGAUUGCUUAUGACAUUAAUUGCAUAAUAGAUGAUUUUAUUUUAUUAUGUUUUUUUGUUGGCAAUGAUUUCUUACCAAGAAUUUAUUGUUUUGACAUUAGAAUUGGUACUAUAGAACCCCUUGUUGACUUAUUCAAAAAACAUUUAACUAAUGCUAAUGAUUAUAUUGUUCAUAGAGGAGAUAUCAAUUACAAAGAAUUAUUAAGUCUUCUUGAAUUAUUGUAAGGAUUUGAGAAAUUAUGUAUUAAUGAUAGACAAUAAGAGAUGCUUAAUUAUUUAAAUACUAAACAUGAGAACAAAUAAAUGAUUGCCAAAGAAAAAGAAUUGAUUGAUAAUAUUUUGAAAUAUUUUUCACUCCAAGAAUAAACAGAGGGAAGAAAAUUUUAUUAUAAAGCAAAAUGUUAAAUUACUCAAGGUGAUGAAUUAGAUCUAGAAAAACUGGGAGAUAUGUGUAUUAAUUAUAUGGAGGGAAUUUACUUUGUUUUAUAGUAUUAUUUCAAAGGAGUUCCUUCUUGGGAAUGGUAUUAUAAAUAUUAUUAUGCUCCUUUGUGUGGAGAUAUUGUUGGUGUUGUAUAAAAUAUAGUAGAAAAUUUAUAAGAUAAAGAAGAACCUAUUGUAUUAACAAAGGGUUAACCAUAUCCUCCAUUUAAAUAACUACUUAGUAUCUUAACUCCAGAGAAUGCUUUACUCUUACCUGAACAAUAUGGUAAACUUUUAACAGACAAAGAAAAUUCAAUACUCAGAACUCCUAUUGAUUAUUAUCCAGAAGAUUUUGAAACUGAUUCCUAUGGUACAAUGUAUGAACAUCAACAUAUAACAAAGAUUCCAUUUUUGGAUUGCAAAAUUGUUGAAGAGGCAUAUAAUUAAAUUCCUGAUACACAUGAUUAAAGAAAUCAAUAAGCUCAAUCAAUAUUUUAUUAAUAUGAUUCAAAUCAAUAAUAAAUCUAUGAAUCUACAUUGCCUAAACAUUUCAGUAACUUUAAAUCUUUUUGUAAGAAAUAAUUUAUAGAUAUUGAUGAUAAAGAAUAAUGUUAAAUUGCUUAUGAAUAAUAAUAAUAAUAAUAAUAAUAAUAAUAAUAAUAAUAAUAAUAAAUUAUUGAAUAAUUUGAAAAUUUUUAUUAAAUUCCUACAUUAAAAGUAGUUAAUAUUAAAUCAUCAAAAUUGAUUAAUAUACAAUAACAUGAAGAUGAUAUGAAAAAAUUUGAGAAUUAAUUCUUAUUAUUAGAAUUGUAAUCAGCUAAAUUUGAUUUUGAUUCAUUCAUUUAAGAUGUGAUCAAAAAUAAGAAUUUUGUCUAUUGUGGAUUUCCUAUAUAAUAAUAAUGUGAAUUAUUAGCUAUUCUUAGACCUGAUCAUUUAAAUUUACUAGAAGGAAUUAAACUAACAUCAAUUUCAUUGCUCAAAGAUUACAGUAAAAAGGAUCAUAGCAAAAUAUAUAAAGAAAUAAGAAAUAAAACCUUAAAUUAAUAUGAGAAAUACAUGAAAUUAGAUUGUUCAAUAUUUUUAAUAGUAAAACAAUAUAAACAUUAUAUCAGAGACAAUAAUAAUCAAUUAAGUUAUCCAUAAGAAUAAUAUAGAGAAUUAGUAUAUCCAUAUGAAUUUGUAUUUCCAGAUUAGAAAGUUAAAUUCAUUAUUCCAAAUUUUGAAGAUUUUCAAAUUGAUAGAUAAGUUGUAAUAUUUCAUGAAAAAUAAAAUGGAGCCAAUGGAAUCAUUAAAUAAAUUGAUAAAAAAUUAACUAUUCAAAUAACAGCUUAUCCAACUUUAUUAGGAUAUGAUUAUAUACACUCUGACAUUUAUUAUUCUUUAUAAAUUGUAAGUGAGAAACUUUAAUGCUCAGUUAAAACCUUAUUGAAUUUACUUGGAAGUGUUGUUGUCAAUAUGGAGGAUAAGGAAUCCAAAAUUGCUGAUCAAUUAGAUAUUGGAUUGAAUAUAAUUAAUAGAACUAAUAAUCAAUUAGUACCUGAAUUAGUAAGAUUACCUUAGGCUGAUUAAUAUGCUACUGGAUCAUCUAAAUAUCAAAAAUUUAAAGAUUUAGAAUUAUCUGAAAAAUGUGUUACAAUUCUAUGUAAAUACAGAAAUUAAUGUUCAAGAGUUUAAUAAUAUCUUAAUUAAUUGAAUGAUAGUUAAAGAAAUUGUCCAAUUAAUGCUAAGGAUUUAUUUCCUAAUUCAUCUGAUCCUAAUAUUGAUCUCCUUAAAAUUUAUAUCUGGAUUUUGUAAUUACCUGAAUCUUAAUAUUUAUUACAAGGUAGUUCAUCUAAAGUGGCUGAAAUUAAGAUUCAUAAAAAACCUAUUCAAAAUUUUAAUAUUACUAAAAAAGUAGAUCCUGGUUUUGUUAUUUAAUAAACAACUUAGACAUUUCUACCUCCUUUCUUUAUUAAACAUCCAACAAUUCAUAAAAUUGGAGAUAGAGUUGUGAAUAUAAACUAUCCCUUUGGUAUAUAUGGUACUGUUGUUGGAUUAUUGGAAUAAAAAGAAAUUAUGGUUUAAGUCUUAUGGGAUUAAAAAUAUAUUGGAUUUACUAAUCUUGGUGGAAGAUAUGAUUUAUUAACAUGUUCAACUUGCAAAUUUACAGAAAUCUUUAAUCUAUCAAAUGAAGAUUGGAGAUUGAAUCUUGCUAAAAAGGGAUGUCAUUAAGGAGAGUUUUGGGAUUUAUGGACAAAAGUAUAUAAACCUGAUUUUAAAUCUAGAGCAAUUGAAUUUAAUGAUCAAUUAAAAGAAUAAAAUCCAUUCAAAUAAUUAGUUGAAUUACCUGUUGAAAUUAGACCAAAGGUAUUAAUAAAAGAUAAAGAUAAAGAUGCUCCAUAAGGUUUAGAAUUACUUUAAAAACUUGCUUAAGAAUAACCUAAUUUAAUAACAAAUUAACCUUUAUAAGGAAUUAAAGAAGAGUAAAUUGAUUAAAAUGAAGAUGAAGCAUAAAAAGAAAUUAAAAAACUAUUUUUAAUGUAAUAAUAAAUUGAUUAGCAAUCUUAAGUAGAAUAGUAAAAACAAACAUAGAAAUAAAGUAAUGAAGAAGAUUAAAAGGUAUUGCCUUAAUAAAUAGAAGAGAAAGAGGAAAAGUAAUAUCCCUAGUAAUAAAUUAAAGUGUAAACUUAAUAAGUUAAAAAAGUAUUAACUAAAAAAAAAGAUUAAUAAUAAUUAUAGUAAUGA